AUGAUCCUGGUUUUUUUCCUGCUGUCGAUUUCUUCCCGGCUGGUUCUGAAAGGAAAAGGGGGAUUCAAGUCGAGUGUUGCUCGUCGACGCAGGACGUGGCGCAAAGGCGCGAGCGAGCCGAUCCCGGGCUGCGGAGUCGGCGAUGGAGAGUCGGGCGUGGCCUUGAUCUCUGACUCGACGACACCACCUGCACCUACCUCCGGGUCCACCAACUCUGGACCCGCCAUGACGGCGAGUGAUCCGGGCCCAACAUGGUUCCCGUGGCGGCGGACGUCGACGACGGAUGUGAUCCACGCCACGUUCCUGGCUGCCACAGGCGGCGGCGGCGGCGGCCCACUCGCACGCUUCCCGCUCGUGUCCCUGUUGCUGGUGCUGCUCGUAUCGUCCGUGAUUCCUCCUCUCGCCGAGCUGGAACUCAAUCGUCCCGUGCAGUGCAGUAGAGUACAGUAUGAGGAAUGCGACUCGACUCGACACUCGCCGAGUUCAUCCGUCGUCGUCGUCGUCGUCGUCGUCGUCUCUGCGGCGUUGUGUCAAGAGGGGUUCGGUUGUUCAGUCGUCGAUAAGAUAAAAGCCGAGAAGCCACUGGAGUGUGUUGUUGCUGCUUUCUUCCUUCUGUCAGUCCCGCCACCGGAGGUAGGGAAAGAAAGAAAGAAAGACAGACCGAGAGACACACAGACUGACGCGUUCUCCCGCGUCACUCACUCUUGA
This is a messenger RNA of Notodromas monacha, 708 nucleotides long. The record is from the annotation of a GenBank genome assembly. NCBI's taxonomy places the organism in Eukaryota, Metazoa, Arthropoda, Ostracoda, Podocopida, Cyprididae.